AUGCAUCCACUUUUCACGCACCUUUUAGCUUUCACUUUUGCGUUGAAAACAGCUGAAGCAUGUGUGGCAACAUCGCCAGGAGGAACGGCUACAACGACGGCAGCGCCGACAGCUUGCAGAUCUUGCACGUUAGACACCGUGACACAUAUUAUGAUCAGUGAGGGAACCAAAGAAUUCACAAGUGACACGAUUGACACGUCUGGAACUUGCGCUGUCAGAACUGCAGUUUGUGAUGGAUUUUCUGCGGACUCUGGUGUUAUUAUUACGUUCAACAGAGAUCAAGCCGGUGCAACCCCAACAGGCACUGGUACGGUGUCUGCAACUUUGGUUUGUAACGAUGCUGGUGAAUGGACAUUGGAGGGGGAAACUAUCGUGAUCACCGAAAUUGAGUGCCAAUCAACGCCAUAA
Messenger RNA from Caenorhabditis briggsae, 408 nucleotides. NCBI's taxonomy places the organism in Eukaryota, Metazoa, Nematoda, Chromadorea, Rhabditida, Rhabditidae. The record is from RefSeq and is a predicted model, not a curated record. The coding region runs from base 1 to 408 and encodes 135 amino acids. The transcript has 3 exons.